GAGAAGGACACAUUCGCUCGAAAGAUGAAGGCUCUGGUGAUUCUGGUCGCUGCAUCCUGUUGCUCAGCACAGCUGGUGCUGCCGUACACGGCGCCCUGGGUGCUGCCUCAAGCGAAGCUGAUCACUACCCCUCAUGUCAAGACCGACAUCAAGACCAUUCCUUUGGUCUCCCCUUACGCCCACCCCUUCGGACAUCCCUUCGUCGCUUCCCCCUACGCCUUCCACCACGCUGCCUAUCCCUACAUCCUCAACGCCGACGCUACUCUCAAGGCCACCGAGUUCCCCUACAUCUUCCACAAGGCUGAACAGGAGCCAGCUGUAGAAGAGGCACGUCGUCGUCGCCGCGACGUGGAGAUCCCCCUCCCGUACCUGCACGCCGUGCCCACCGUCACCAAGCAAACUGUGGAGACCAAGCAGUUCGAGCCGGUCGACGCCAACACCCCCGCCGACACCACCAAGAUCGAGCUCACCACCAAGGAGCACGAGAUCUCCGUGCCCGCCGUCAAGUACGUGCAGCCCGUGGUCAACGUCAAGCCCGUCACCUACACUGCUCUCUCCCACGCCGUCCUCCCUACGCCCACGGCCUUCCCUACGCCUUCCCUACGCCCACGCCCUACGGCCUUCCCUACGCCCACGGUCUUCCCUAUGCCUAUGGCCUUCCAUACGCCCACUACCCUAACCUCGUCGGCGCCCCCGUCAUCAAGAUCGACGAAGAAGAGUAACUCCAACUUUCCUGUUGCCCAGAACCUCAAAGAAUUACAGCACAGUGUAAACGGUCAUGUUGAUUCCUUUAAUGAAACACAUACUUCUGGGAAUACUCAAUAAACGUCAGAAAAAUAUUAAGUGAAAGUCAAUGAAUCAUUACAACCAACGGAAAGAAAUGGAUUCUCCCAAGGUGAGGAAAUAAUUCCUUAACACCAUGAUGUAUCUUAUAUUUCUUUGGGAUCAACAAAUGAAGUCUGA
Penaeus vannamei (Pacific white shrimp) is the source of this 963-nucleotide messenger RNA. NCBI's taxonomy places the organism in Eukaryota, Metazoa, Arthropoda, Malacostraca, Decapoda, Penaeidae. The record is from RefSeq and is a predicted model, not a curated record.